Messenger RNA from Humulus lupulus (European hop), 2259 nucleotides. Its product is annotated as protein PLASTID TRANSCRIPTIONALLY ACTIVE 12, chloroplastic. The record is from RefSeq and is a predicted model, not a curated record. NCBI's taxonomy places the organism in Eukaryota, Viridiplantae, Streptophyta, Magnoliopsida, Rosales, Cannabaceae. The transcript is spliced from 12 exons. Gene Ontology annotation, biological process: positive regulation of DNA-templated transcription; response to light stimulus; plastid transcription. Gene Ontology annotation, cellular component: chloroplast; nucleus. Bases 277 to 1884 code for a protein of 535 amino acids.
UAGUUAAAAUAAAAGGUUCGCGUUCAGACUCAAGAAAGAGGGUUUUGCGGCAGUACUUUAUCCAUUUUAACUUUUCAAAACCUUUGUAUCAGUCUUUGUACCACCUUCUCUCAAGCAGACAGGUCACUCGAAUUCAGACCGAAACCUUAGCCAUUCCAGUUUUCAUUCUCAGAAAGACAAAUUGUGAGUAACCCAGAAGCGUAAUUGCAACCCCCCCAAAAAAAUUCGUUUUUCAAGUAGAGUAUUUAUAUGAUAUAUUUACUGGGGUAAAGCAAAAUGGCAUCUACAUCAGCAGCUUGGCUGUACCAAGAUAAAGGGUUGAGGUGUACAGUCUCUGCAGAUGGCUAUAUUGCUAGGAACCCAUGUUUCAAGUUGCAGACAUCAUUUUUAAGUUCUCAAACAUUUCAAGUCAGAAUUGGUUUAACUGGUUCGUUGAAGAGAGUACCUGCACUGCCUUCGAUCAAGUGUGAGAAGAAAGACGAAAACUAUAAGAAAGAUGAAAACUAUAAGAAAGUGUCUGUUGAGCGUCCACCGUACUACAGUUAUUUAGACUCAACAUCUGGGGAGCUUGAACCAGCAUCUGGUGCUCGUGCCAGCAUUCCGGAGCAGGAUUAUUGGCCAGAAGGCACUGCUAGUCGAGUAAGGGCUGCCAAUGCUCCUGAGCCUACUGGAAAAUCUGUUGGAUCUCCAUCAUUCGGAAAAAGUCCUGGAAGUAGGAGGAAGAAGCAUUCAACAUCAGUUGCUGCUCAUGAAUCCUCUGAAGUAAUUGUAGACUCCACUGAUUUAGUAGAAUCUGAGACUUCAGAGGAUGCCAUGGACGACCCAAAAGAGAAAUCUGAAUUUGUUGAGUAUCAGAUUGAGCCUGAUAAGGACGAAAAAACUGGAUAUGAGCUUGACAAAAAAUUGGGACGUCCUCAUGCCUUUAUUGAUCCUAAAGUGAAAAAACCAAUUGGGGAGUCACUCACAAGUGAAGAACUCUGGUGGAACUGGAGAAAGCCAGACAAGGAACAGUGGUCUAGGUGGCAAAGGAGACGACCUGAUGUUGAAACGGUUUUUCUCAAAGCAAUGGCAGAGACUGGGCAGGUAAAGCUUUAUGGUGACCAUCCAACAUUGACUGAAACAGCUCUUUACAGAGCUAGGCGACACCUUUUUAAGGAAGAAAGGCUUCAAGUAGAACGAGAGAGGCUCAGUAGAGAUGGUCCAAUAGCAUUCUAUUCAGAAUGGGUUAAAGCUUGGAAGAAGGACACUUCAAGGGAGGCUAUUCAGAAGCAUUAUGAAGAAACUGGUGAAGAUGAAAUAGCACAACUAAUACAAAUGUUUUGUCAUCAAACAGAUCGAGAGUAUCGCAUAAUGAUGGGAACUGAUAUCCGCAUACCCAGGGAUCCUUUAGCCAUGCGAAUGCGCGAGGAUCAAAUAAAGCAAAUAUGGGGUGGUGAUCCAGUUUAUCCAACUGUGAACUAUAUUCAAGAACCAGAUAAAGUGGUUGAUUAUAGGGGCCCAGAUUUUCAUGAACCAACACCUAACAUGCUCGAUUUUCUUAAGGAGCAUGGAAAAAUCAUAUCCAGGGAAGAGCUUGAAAAACUUCUAGCAAAAGAUAAGACUGAAGAAGUUCAGCAGGUACCAGAAAUAGAAGAAGCUAUGGCACAGGCUGUUGACAUUGGUGAAAAUGAGGAUGAGGAUAGUGAGGCUGAGGAGGUUGAGGUUGAGGUUGUAGAUGAUGGGAAAAUUGCACGCAAUUGGAGCAUUUCGAAAACAACUCCCGGCAAGUCAAAGGGCAAGUCUAAAUCUAAACCUAAAAACAAUGGCGGUAUGUCGUUGGAUGAGGCUGUAGAAGAUUCAGAGAACUUGACUGAUUUUCUUUUGGACUUUGAAGAAGAAGAGUAAAUUCCUUUUCUUUUUACUUCAUAUUCCACCUAUAAGUUUUCUAGGAGCAUCAAAAUAAUCUAUAAGUUUUAUACAUUAUGAUGAACUUAGGCUUGCAAUAUGAAAUUUAGUAGCAUCAUUGGCAUUAGGUGGAAGGAUGGAAUUUAGCAAGGUUCUACUCAUUAUGUAUCAUAUUCAUACAAUAGAUUUAUUUUUUAUUAAUUAAUUUAAAAGUAAAAAAAAGGUGAUAAUUGCUAUUUUGGGAUCAAUGGGUUGAAAUGGGAUCUGGUUUAACUUCACACUAUUUAAUUGGCUUAAUUAAUGUAUAAAGUUGGUGACGUAAAUACCUAUGUUUAUUGAAUAAUUGUACUUUAAUAGUCUUUUUUUUUCAGCAUA